AUGGGCUACAUUAUGGAAAUCUACGUCGAUGGCGGUUGUAGACGUAACGGACUGCCCGGAUCCAUAGGUGCUGCUUCAGCUUGCAUCAAGAACAAAUGGGGCAAGUACAAGUGCUUUACGCGAGAUUUAAAUUCAGCUUCAGCCAGGCCGACGAAUCAGCGUGCUGAAAUCACUGCCAUCAUUCUCGCACUCGAACUUGCCCUGGAGAAAUUCAAGGAGCUAGACUCAUACACAGACUUUCAUCUCGAAAUCUUUUCAGAUUCCAAGUACGCUACCGGGUGCAUGACGGAAUGGAUAUACAAGUGGUGUCGGAACGGCUGGACGAACGCGGCUGGCUAUGAGGUUACGAAUCGGGAUCUUAUCGAGCGGGCGUCUGACCUCGAUGAUCGAGUCAAAGAAGCAGGAAGUGUGACGUAUACUUGGAUACCUAGGGCGGAUAACCAGGUCGCGGAUCAAGCCUGCAAUGAUGCUUUGGAUAGACAGCAGAGAGAAGGUAAUUAUUAUUAUGGUUCUUCGGACGAUGAUUCCGACUGGUAA
This is a messenger RNA of Talaromyces proteolyticus, 537 nucleotides long. Its product is annotated as putative ribonuclease H1. Lineage: Eukaryota; Fungi; Ascomycota; Eurotiomycetes; Eurotiales; Trichocomaceae. The coding region runs from base 1 to 537 and encodes 178 amino acids. Gene Ontology annotation, molecular function: nucleic acid binding; RNA-DNA hybrid ribonuclease activity. The transcript has a single exon. The record is from RefSeq and is a predicted model, not a curated record. Gene Ontology annotation, biological process: DNA replication, removal of RNA primer.